Anneissia japonica is the source of this 4467-nucleotide messenger RNA. RefSeq names its product microcephalin-like. NCBI's taxonomy places the organism in Eukaryota, Metazoa, Echinodermata, Crinoidea, Comatulida, Comatulidae. The transcript has 15 exons. Gene Ontology annotation, biological process: mitotic cell cycle. The record is from RefSeq and is a predicted model, not a curated record. The coding region runs from base 95 to 2410 and encodes 771 amino acids.
UUUAAAAACGACAAGAUUGGACUUGAAGAGAACCAAGAGAGAACUGAGUAGCGAGAGUUUGUAUAAAGCCUACAAACUCGGACAUUUUCCAAUCAUGGAUGAAAAUGAAGAAAAUUUCUUACCAGCAACACAGAUUGUGGAUGAUAGGGUCUUGAAAGAUGUAAUUGCUUAUGUUGAAGUAAGGUGUGGAUUUGAGAAUCGUUCAAAGGGCGUUGCUAAACAACUUGAAAUUCUUGGAGCAAAGGUUUCUACUAGGUUGACUAAAGAAGUAACACAUGUGAUUUGGAAGGAUGGCAAGCCUAGUACACAUGAGCGUGCACUUAAGUGGGGGAAACACGUAGUAUCGGUACUAUGGGUUGACAGUUGUAGAGAAAAUCAAGAACAGGUUGCAGAGUCCUUGUUUCAAGUCAAAACAGGUGACAUUGGCUCACCGAUUAUUGGCCGCCUUAAGAGGUUAAAGUCAAUGCAGCCCAAACAGAUAGAAGAUCAGGUUAAAAAGAGUGCUGAGAAGUUUGCCAAGAGGCAGAAAAAGAAGGCAGAGAUAAUGGCUAAUGAAGCAGGCUUCAUGCAAAGGCCCUAUGUUUUUGGCUGUCAUCCCCAAAGUCCAUACAGUUCACCAAGGCUAACCCCAAGUCUUGCUGAUGACACACCGAACAGCAUGCGAUGUGCUUUAGAAGCUCUAGAUAGGGCAAAGAAGUUGGGAACACAUGAAAUAUUAGAGUCGCCAGUACAUGGUGAGAGGUCAAUACCGCUCCAUAAGAGGCUCUUUAGCCUCACUACUUCCUCAGAGGAUGUCAGUGAUAUCGGUAGGAGCUCACCAGAAAAAUCAAUCUUGGCAAGAGCACAGGUGUGUCAGAGAGUUGGUUCUAGUUCUGACAAUGAUAAGGUCAUAGAGAUAGAAUCUGGAAAGAGAUCUUUUAAGAAACAAUCAGCAACAAGUUCAAAACGUAGGAAAACAUUGGAUACGUCUGUAGGAGUAAAAAUGGCAAUGGGAACACGUAGAUCAUCAAGGCGAUCUCUUGUUAUGAAGGAACCAGUGGCACAAUUCUUUGAUGAGGAAUCUCCAGCUGAAAUAGAACAUAUGUCAAAAUCAGCUAGGAACUCAUCACCAGUGUUUAGCAGAAAGUCUGCAUAUGAUGUCUUUGAAUUUUCCUCAGAAAACACAACACCCAAAAACAAACCAAAGAAAGCCCAUUCUGCAAAAAGAUUAGAAGGAGCUCCCAUUUCAUUAAGAGGGGUAGUUUCUUCCUCUAGUAUAAAUGCUGGCAAACAGGAGGGUAGUGAAGAACCUAAAAUGCAAAUCCACACUGAUGAAACAACACGUAAACGAAAGCGUUCUGUUACCACAACGAAAUUAAAUCAAGGGAAAAAAGUAAUGGAAAAAGUUGGUACAGUGAAUGCUACCAGCGGCAGUAAUUCAUCAGAAAAUGAAAAUAUUAAGAAGAGAAAGAAAAGGAGAUUAUUGGCUGUAAAUAAUUUUGGAACACCCCCUGUACAUUUAUUGGAACCUUCUAAAUCUUCAACUUCAGAUUCAGCAGAUAGUGGCUCGGAACAACUUCAGAAGAACAAAGGCAAAGCAAAGAAGAAAAGAAAAUUGUUGGAAAAGCAGAAAAAUACAAACAAUACUUCAGUUAUACCUGUGCAAGGCUUACGAAGCAGUCUAGAAGAGUUCAGCUUCAAAAGAAGACAUAAGCAUAACAAAUCCAAGAAAACUGAGAACCCUACAUGGGUGUCCUCGUCUUCUGAAUCGAUUACAUCAUCAGAAGAAAAUGAAGAGGAAAGAAAAGAGGUUGCAAUAGAAAUGAAAAAAGUGAUAGUUAGAAAAUCAAGUAAUGAAAAGCCUAAGAGAACCCUGUGUAUGACAAGUUUAAGUCAAAGUGAUCAAGGGAUUGUGAUUUCUAUCAUCAGUAAACUUGGCCAGUUUGAGAUUGCAGAUACAGUGUGUGAUUCCACAACACAUGUGAUUCUAGGCCGGCAUAGGAGAACACUUAAUGUACUAUCAGCCAUUGCCAGGGGAUGUUGGUUGUUAUCUACUGAGUGGAUUUUUAAAUCAUUGGAAGAAGGUGCCUGGUUACCAGAAGAACCAUUUGAACAGCAUGAAAUCUUCCCAGCAGCACAGCUUUCAAGACUAGAACAUUGCGCAAGUGAAGGGACAUACAAGAGAGACUUGUUCUCAUCCUUCAGUCCAGUAUUCAUAGGUGACGACACCAUUGCUCCUACUGAUAGAAUCCAGGAGUUAUUUGAAUGGUGCGGAGGCAGUGUCUGCAGUAGUGCCCGUGUUGCGCGCUUAGGGAUCGGCAAAACUCAAACAAGAACCAAUCUGAAAACUGUAGAUGAAAAAUGGGUGUUUGAUUGUAUAAGUGAACUUAGAAUGUGUCCGCUGACAGAUUACACUGUGAGCUCAUCUUAAAUUAUCUAUCCCUACAGCAAUAUAUAUGUCAUUCCUUACAUAAUGACAGUAAUACUAACAGUGGUAAUCAAAGUGCAUGUUGUCCUUUUCACUAUUCCUAAUUCCCACUGUCAUUGAAACGUAGUUAAAUCAUAGAAAAUGCAUGUGAUGAAUGUUGAUAUCUUUAAAGGCGGUCACUCCCUGCGCUUGACGGUCGUUGGCCGAUGCGAUUCCAUUGAGAUUUCCACGAUGCGUGCAACAGAUCAUUUUAAUGACGAUCCGUUCAGACUGCUGGCGGCAAUUAACAGCCAGUGUUGUCUUGUCUAAUGCUCACAUGGAGCGGACUUGUAUUCGCAGUGAGUGACCGGCUUAUUGACUAGGAUUGAUAAUUAUCAAUUUUAACUUUAAAAAUUUCUUGAUACAAAAGAAUUAACAUUGGCGUAAGCAGAUUAUUUAAGCUCAUUUAUCAAAUCGUUUGCUUGCAUAGCACCGUGAACACAAAUAUAAAGAUAUAGACAAAUAAAUUUAUAAUUGUACGUUUGAAAACGAUUAAAACAUAUUUUGUUCCUAUUAUUUUAUCUAUUUGUUUAAUGUUGAAUCUGGUUAACCAUGAAGCCUCUGUGGUCUAAUGGUUAUGACGCUCGCCUUGACAGCCAGAGGUCGCAGGUUUGAAUGCCGUCAGAGGCACUUUAUUACAACAUUUCUUUAUUCAUUUAUUUGUAGGACUACAUUCGUUGAGAGCUAUGAUGUAUUAUAAUGUCCUUUAUUCGAACACUACCUUUCUUUGAUGAUUUAUUGAUUUAUAUACUAUAUAUAUAUAUAUAUAUAUAUAUAUAUACACAGUAUUAUUAUUAGGUCUUACUAAUAUGCUGUAAACUCAUAAAUUAGAUAGAUAUUAAAAUUACAAAUUAAUUACAGUACUUUACAGUAAUAUUUUAUGGCUGUAUUACCGGUAUGGUGUCAUAUUUUUGUAAAAAACUACAUUUAAUAUUGUGAAUUUUAAUUAGUGUCAGAGUACACGAACCUUGUAUUAGAUAUUUGUUAGUAUUUAGAGUUAUUGAAUUUCCUGCAUUAAUAAUUACUGUAUGUAAAAUAAUGAGGAUUAAAAAUGUAUAUAUAUUUUUUUAAGUGUAAAUAAUCGAUUCAUUACAGUACUUUAAUGUGUAUAAUUACUAAAUUAAAAUUAAUUAUGAAUAAUAAACUUUAGUAUUAUGUAUUCGAUUUAGUAAAACUAAUUGUAAUGAAAUGUUAAGGUCAUUGUCCUUAUCAACUUUAGAAAAUGUCCAAACAGUGUAUUUUAACCACCAAUAGCCAUGUUUACGCGUUCGUUUGCUAUCAGAUAAGUAACACUGAUGAUCUCCAGUCGAGCGUCUACACGAUAAAAAGAAAUCAUCUGUAUUAACAGUGAUUAGAACUGACCUGCAAAAAUGCACGCAUUACUGCUUGUUUUGAAACCCUUUGUCAACAAAGUUUAAAAAUGUAUGUAAUUGAUAAAAACAUAAUUAUUUUUCAAAUAAUAAUAAUUGUAUUCACGCUGUUUAUCAACAGCGAUUUGCAGCGAUGACUCACAUAGGUCAAACAACAGCUAACUUGCAUAAGAUCAUGCUGAUGAUCUCUUAACACCGCUGCGAUGCAGAGGUAACUCUGUUGAUCAUCGCAGUUACUGAUCCGUUGUGCAGAGUUACUAAUACCAUUUACACGGGCACUUAACACCUAUGUCAACGGAUAAACGAGAUCAUCACGGUGAUCUGCUGUGUAAACAAGGCUAAUGUGUCAUUACACGCUGUGUUGCUUCCAAUCACGAAUAAAUUGCAGUGCUGAAAAUGCUUACGUAAUGUUAGAUGGAUAUUAUUCAUGAGAACUUGAAUAGUGAAAGGUGGUUACUUUUCUAAUUUCUAUGUUUAAUCAUGAUGUGUGAUAUAAACAAACUAUUUCUGGAAUAUUAAUAAAGGUAUAAUAAAACAUUAAUUUGUUAGUUGGUGGUACCAGCACUUUUGAUUUGUUGUACAUAUUGUAUAGUAUCAAAAUCGCCUCAGCAAUUAAAGCUAGUCAAAAUAAACCAACUCUGAAUCAAGCAA